CAGGGCGCGGCCUCUCCGUUUCGACGUAUUCGUCCCCUUUCGGCGUAUCCGAAGAGAGAUCUCGCGCUAGAGAGGGCGUUUUACGAGAACUAAGGACUGCGAUGGAGAGCUAGAGGCGGCGCUCCUGGAGGAUUACCGGGUCUGAUUUCUGUUCCUCUCACGCCUCAAUCCUUUUUUUCCCCUCCGUAAAUCUUGUGGAAUAUUGAAGACAUCGGUCCUUCUGUGCUCAAAAUCGAAUCUUUGUUCUUGUGGCAUCGGGUUGGAAGCUUGGCGACGGUGAAAAAUUGUUUCGUGUUCUUGGCGGGAUUAGAUUGGUCGAUCCUGGAUGCAACUGGUCGAUCUCUUUAUUUUGAAGUCGAUUUGAUCCUCUUGGAAUACUAGUUGAUUCUUUGGUAGGUGGAUACUUUUUAUUUUGUUGCCGCUGUAGUGCGACGAUGAGCAAGAGUUUUAGCAGGAGCGUUUCGGCUCGGCUGACGCCUAGGAGUGUCAGCAGCCCUAGGGUUUUGGCUCAACGGAAAUGGUGGGCAGCGCAAGGACCAUCCUUUGGCAAUCUGGCUGUGAUCUUCUGUUUGGUCUCGGUGAUACUGGUUGCUGGAUGUAUGUUGUAUCUCUAUGCUUUUCGAUACUUCGGUCGUGGAAGAUUGAUCUCGGGCUUCUUUGAUGAAUCUGAUGUCUGCAAUGUAUUUGAUGGUAGCUGGGUUCCUGAUGAUUCUUAUUAUCCGUUUUAUAAUAGCACAGAAUGUCCAUUUGCUGAAAGGGGGUUUAAUUGCUUUGCAAAUGGGAGAAAGGAUAUGAACUAUCUUAAAUGGAGAUGGCAACCUCGACAUUGCGACAUCCCUAAAUUUGAUGCACGUGAAAUCUUGGAAAGACUCAGAGGGAAGCGAGUCGUCUUUGUAGGAGACUCAAUGAGUCGUACUCAGUGGGAGUCUCUCGUCUGCAUGCUUAUGACUGGUGUGCAGGAUCCCAAUACUGUUUAUGAAGUAAAUGGAAAUAAGAUCUCAAAAACAAUUCGAUUCUUGGGGGUUAAGUUCCAAACAUUUAACUUAACUGUGGAAUUCUAUCGAUCGGUGUUUCUAGUGCAGCAGGGUUUGGCACCAAAGCAUGGACCAAGGAGGGUUCGCUUGACACUCAAGCUAGACAAGAUGGAUGAUAUUAAUCAUAGGUGGAUUGAUUCAGAUGUUUUGAUCUUCAAUUCUGGCCAUUGGUGGACACCAACUAAACUCUUUGAUGUGGGUUGCUAUUUCCAAAAUGGAGGAGUAUUGAAGCUUGGCAUGUCUAUCAAUUCUGCUUUCAGAACAGCCUUAGAUACUUGGGCAACAUGGAUUGAGACAAUGGUUAACACAAACAGAACUCAUGUCUUCUUCCGAACUUUUGAGCCGUCCCAUUGGAGUGGUUUAAACCAAAAGGACUGUGAGGUGACGCAGCAGCCUCUUUCCGUGGCUAAAUCUGACGACAGGAGUGAGUUUGCUGAUAUAAUAGCUAAGGUAGUUGGAAACAUGACAGUUCCUGUUACUGCCCUCAACGUAACAUUGAUGGGUGCCUUCAGGAGUGAUGCACAUAUCGGCACUUGGAGCCACCCUUCUUCUAUUCUUGAUUGCAGCCACUGGUGCCUUCCUGGAGUCCCUGAUGCUUGGAAUGAACUUGUCUUCUUUCAUCUGCUAACAAAUAGGCGGAAAAAAUUAGGUAGAUGACAUGGAAGGAUAGCGAACUUUUCUAUUUCACAAACUACAUAGAUUCUUUCUGGUUCCACCUGGCUGGAGCUGCAUAAUUAACUCUCAAUAUGAGGUGUCAGAGCUUGUUAGAGGAAGCCAAUUCACAGCCAUGCCUUAGAAAUGCAUGUUGUCUUUUAGUUUGUUGAGUUCGGAUUAACUCCCAGGGGUUAGGAACUUAUCCAUCCCUUCCUCUCUUUGUUUUUUUCUCAAAGAGUUAGACCCCUGUACCCAAGCAAAUGUAUCUACCUAACACAUCAACGUUUUGAAAAAUGAAGAUAUCAAUUUCGUUUUUUUUCUUUCCCUAAAGAUUUUAUGUUGGUAGAUUGCUGGUAAUAUAGAAUCUACCGUUGUUUCCAAAAACUUUAUUGAGAGGAAAAUGAGCCUAAUCAUUGGAUCGACCUUUUUAAGUUAUUGGCUAGUAGUUUAUUUCAUCAUUUUGUUUAGUGCACAGGGUCAUGGUGGGUCAUUUGUGAGAGGUGAGCAUGUCGAGACUUUUCAAGAUGCAAGAAAUCAAAUCAUGAUUUAGAAAAAACAGGCGGUCACAUUGAGUAUUUCCUUCGAAUUGUCUGUUACUAAAUCUCCAGCGAGUGAUGACA
Messenger RNA from Zingiber officinale, 2308 nucleotides. RefSeq names its product protein trichome berefringence-like 7. The record is from RefSeq and is a predicted model, not a curated record. NCBI's taxonomy places the organism in Eukaryota, Viridiplantae, Streptophyta, Magnoliopsida, Zingiberales, Zingiberaceae. Gene Ontology annotation, molecular function: O-acetyltransferase activity. Bases 435 to 1691 code for a protein of 418 amino acids. The transcript is spliced from 4 exons. Gene Ontology annotation, cellular component: Golgi apparatus.